Vollenhovia emeryi is the source of this 279-nucleotide messenger RNA. RefSeq names its product cytochrome P450 4C1-like. Gene Ontology annotation, molecular function: heme binding; monooxygenase activity; iron ion binding. The record is from RefSeq and is a predicted model, not a curated record. Lineage: Eukaryota; Metazoa; Arthropoda; Insecta; Hymenoptera; Formicidae. The coding region runs from base 16 to 264 and encodes 82 amino acids. The transcript has 2 exons.
UUUAAUUGAAUUGAAAUGCUUCCAUAUUUCGGUUUAGUACGAAGAAAACGACUUGCAAUGUUGGAUCUUCUAAUAGCAGCAUCUCGUAAUGGUCUUAUGACUGAUGCAGAUAUCAGGGAGGAAGUCGAUACUUUUAUGUUUGAGGGUCAUGAUACUACAGCGAUGGCUCUAUGUUUCAUUUUAGCACUCUUAGCUGAGCAUAAGGACAUUCAGGUAUCUAUUAUUCCAAUAAAUAAAUUUAACAUUUACUUGACAAAAAUGUAACGUAAAUGUAGCUGC